AGCCGGGAGGUGGGGAGGAUGGACUAAAUCAUUGUUCACUAACUGGAAUGCAUUUCUCAGUAGCAGGCCAGAGAGUUCCAAGCUGCCUCCUUGGUGGCAAGCUAUGUCCAGUGGCUGGAGACAGGGCCACUCGUAUGGGAGGAGGACAUGGAGGGGGCCUGGGGGAAAGGGGAGGAAGCCUUCCCAGCACAGCAGCUCAGGGUGUGUCAGGCCCCACCCCCAGAGGCGGGGCCAGGCUGGGUCCCACCAGCCUCAGCUCCAUCCCAGGCGAAGGCAGAGCCAGGGCAGCAGAGAGCUGGGGGCCCUGCUGUCUCCACACAGUGGAGGUACCAUGACCUCAAAGGUCAGGACACCAGACGUCACCAGAAGCCGUGCAGCGCUGGCUGGGACAACUCUCUGACACUCGGAGGGGAGCCCAGGCUGGGCAAGCCACACUUGUCACCUACAGUCAUUUCCCGGGAAAGGCCCCGUUGCUAGCUGCUAGCCUGGUGCGGACGUCAAGUUUAUGGGCUGGAAGUCCUACCCGGAGGCUGCUCACUGAAGUGCAUGCCUGCUGCUGCUCCAGGUCUCCCCCGUCCCCAGGCCCAAGAUGACACCCAACAGCACCAGGGAGGUGCCCAGCCCCGUUCCUGCAGGGGCCCUGGGGCUCUCCCUGGCCCUGGCAAGCCUCAUCGUCGCUGCCAACCUGCUCCUGGCCCUGGGCAUCGCCGGGGACCGCCGCCUGCGCAGCCCGCCCGCUGGCUGCUUCUUCCUGAGCCUGCUGCUGGCAGGGCUGCUCACCGGGCUGGCGCUGCCCGCGCUGCCCGUCCUGUGGAGCCAGAGCCGCCGGGGCUACUGGUCCUGCCUCUUCCUCUACUUGGCUCCCAACUUCUGCUUCCUCUCCCUGCUCGCCAACCUCCUGCUGGUGCACGGGGAGCGCUACAUGGCCGUGCUGCGGCCCCUGCGGCCCCGCGGGAGCAUGCGGCUGGCCCUGCUCCUCACCUGGGCUGCCCCCUUGCUCUUUGCCAGCCUGCCUGCCCUGGGCUGGAACCACUGGGCGCCUGGUGGCAACUGUAGCUCCCAGGCCGUCUUCCCAGCCCCCUACCUCUACCUCGAAAUCUAUGGGCUCCUGCUGCCGGCUGUGGGUGCAGCCGCCCUCCUCUCGGUCCGCGUGCUGGUCACUGCGCACCGCCAGCUGCAGGACAUCCGCCGGCUGGAGCGGGCCGUGUGCCGCGGGGCGCCCUCAGCUCUGGCCCGGGCCCUCACCUGGCGGCAGGCCAGGGCCCAGGCCGGGGCCACGUUGCUCUUUGGGCUGUGCUGGGGCCCCUACGUGGCCACCCUGCUGCUCUCUGUCCUGGCUUUUGAGCAGCGCCCGCCACUGGGGCCUGGAACUCUGCUGUCCCUCAUCUCACUGGGCAGUGCCAGUGCGGCGGCUGUGCCCGUGGCCAUGGGGCUGGGUGAUCAGCGCUACACGGCCCCCUGGAGGGUGGCCGCCCAGAGGUGGCUCCGGAUGCUGCGGGGCAGACCCCAGGGCAGUCCUGGCCCCAGUACCGCCUACCAUACCAGCAGCCAAAGCAGCGUGGACCUCGACUUGAACUAGAGGGAGGGCCUCUGCUCAUUCCAGUUAGAAGCAUCCAUCCAUCUUGGCUGCCAAGCCCGUCUCUACAUGUCCUCACGGAUCUGGCUCAUGGAUCAGAGUGUCCCUGUAUGACCCCAUUCUGACUGAAUAAAGCUCCCUUGG
Capra hircus (goat) is the source of this 1720-nucleotide messenger RNA. It is a transcript of the gene GPBAR1, whose product is annotated as G protein-coupled bile acid receptor 1. Gene Ontology annotation, biological process: G protein-coupled receptor signaling pathway. The record is from RefSeq and is a predicted model, not a curated record. Bases 590 to 1579 code for a protein of 329 amino acids. Gene Ontology annotation, molecular function: G protein-coupled bile acid receptor activity. Lineage: Eukaryota; Metazoa; Chordata; Mammalia; Artiodactyla; Bovidae. Gene Ontology annotation, cellular component: membrane. The transcript has 3 exons.